Messenger RNA from Pantherophis guttatus, 4192 nucleotides. It is a transcript of the gene VENTX, whose product is annotated as VENT homeobox. Gene Ontology annotation, biological process: regulation of DNA-templated transcription. Gene Ontology annotation, molecular function: DNA-binding transcription factor activity, RNA polymerase II-specific; DNA binding. The record is from RefSeq and is a predicted model, not a curated record. NCBI's taxonomy places the organism in Eukaryota, Metazoa, Chordata, Lepidosauria, Squamata, Colubridae.
UUUUAAGGCAAGGCUACCAGGCUAAUCAUGCUCCUGUUGGAUAAAACUCCUUAAGCAAGCAAGAGGGUUGCAAAAUGUGGAUGUGAAGACAAAUUGGCCCCAACCAAAUCUCCUCUUGAGCCAGGCGACUAUUUACUGUCCCCCCGUGGCCUUUUGAAGCCACCCUUCCCAUAAAGCCGGAGCAAUCGGUGGGGUUGAGACCGAGCGGCAAAGGAUAUGACGGGGCCUGUAAAUCGCUUAACCACCGAGCGACCUGAGCCCUCGGCAGACACCUUGGAGCCAGGCCCGGCCGGCUUUUGGAAAAUGUGUGAACAGCCUCUUUUGUCGGGGGAGGCCCGAUGAUAAUUAGACGGCGCUUAUCUGCCCCUUUGAUGUUUGUUUACUCCAGCGGCGCUUGCCUCGGGGCCGCGGCUCAUAAGGGAAGGGACGAGGGCGGGCACGCCCAGCCUGGACACACAGCUCGAAGCCAGCGCGCCAUGACCAAGGCUCCCUUCUCCGUAGAAUGGCUCUCCCAAAGCAGCCGGCCCAGCAGCAGGCAUGCCCAGAGCAGGCCAGAAGCCAAGGAGGCCCCCCCAUCCGAAGGCGGCCGAGCCCAGCAGGAGGAUUCACCGGCCGGGGAGAAGAUCCCGAGUGAGAUCAAGCUGGUCCCCAGUUCACAAGAGCCGCCUCCGGGGCCUCUCCCUUCGCUCCAGAAGAGCAGGCCGCCCUUGCCUUCCUCGUCCACAGCUGCUUCCAAAAUGCCGUGGAGCACUACGGAGUGCGGGUCCGACGGCGAAGGAAACUUCUCCGAGUGCCAAACUCCAGACGACGGUGGAAGCCGAAACGCGAAUACUCGCCGUUUGCGCACCGCUUUCAGCUUGGAACAGAUCAGCACCCUGGAGAGCUCUUUCAAGCGGCACAAAUACUUGGGAGCGGCAGAAAGGCGCAAAUUGGCCAGCAAAAUGCAGCUCUCUGAAGUUCAGAUCAAGACGUGGUUCCAGAACCGACGGAUGAAGCUGAAGCGUCAGCUGCAGGAGAUGAGGCCAGAAUCAUCCUUCCAUGGUGUACCAUUUUAUGGUCACCUUCCUUUUGGACCUCAAAGUGGUCCCUUGUCCUAUGUUUAUUCACCACCUCAACAGACUUUCACCAGGAGGGAUUCCUCUGGCAUUCCUUUCCCUCCAGUGCCCCCUCCCAACCUGGAUCCCAGAAGCACUUCUGGAGGACAGCCAGGUGCUCUCUGGCCGAUGCCUUUUCCUUAUUUUGUGGGAUACCAAGACCCAAGAACAGUGUUCAUGACUCUAUGAAGGAUUUUAAUGACCAGUAACAGUCAAUUUGCACUAUUUUGUUUUCAUCAAGUGAUUACCAAGAGCUAUAGAAAUUUUUGGUCCUGGACAGAUAUACUGCAAAGAGCUUGUUUUUUUUUUUUUUUUUGCACAGAGAUUUACAUAUUGAGUGAGUGGGAAAGUGAUACUUAUGCAAAGACAAUGUGUGCAGUAUUCAUAAUAGCUUCAACAAAAUCUUGAGGACUUAAUCUGGAAGUAUACAGACAGCAAAGGUUUUUUUCCUGGAUGCAUCAAAGGCAGCUGUUGUUGGGGGAAACUGAUCUUAAAAGGGUUUCUCAAAUUAGCUUAUGCUUGAUAAGGAGUUAAAGAAUCUUUUAUUAUAAGAGUUGUGCAAUAAGGACAUCACACGUAAGUUACAAGCCAUGUGUUUUUAACACUGCAGGAGCAAUAAGCAAGUUAUAUUUAGUUCUGUAAAAAAAAAAUUGGCCCUUAUUCACAACCAAUAACAAAUUGGCUAUGUUGGCAAGUAACAUAUUCAUUAUGUUACUCAUAACAUAUAUAUAUAUGUUAUGAAUAACAUAUAUAUACUGUAUGUUAUUCAUAGGCUCUCCCCAAUCUUUUAAUUUUUCAUUAGCGUUACUGACAUGAUACAAAGCUUAAUUUAUUGUUAAGUAUUGUUAAUUUGAGGUCCAUUGUGGAGAUGCUGAAAAUAAUAUGAAUAUAUGAAACGAACAUAUAUUGAAUCAGACCACUAGAGUCUCUUUGCAAUCAUUGUGAUUCUGCCUGGCAGCAUCUCUUCAAGUUUUAAAGCAUUAAUUUUUCCAGCCUUCUGUGAAAAUGCUGCAAUUUAAAUCUGGGCCUUUCUACAUGCAGCAUAAGUGCUCAAUGAACUAUAUAUUUUUUUUCUCAGGGAUCUGUAUGGGAACCACUUGCGUUUGUAGCUAUGCAAACAUCAGAUGGCAUGGAGAGAGAACUAUAAUCGGAGUAGUUAUUAUGUGCUUUAUUUGUUCAGCCAUAUGCAUUAUUGGGAUAAUACUUGUUAGAGCUGUACUUUCUAGGUCAGAACUGUGAUAAACCAGAGCUGAGUUAGUAAAGCUGAGAUAAUAAAUUUUUACAGGCUCCCUAAGGUUACAUUUGGGUGCCAGAUAACUCAUAAAUCUCCAAACUGGCUGGUAAACUUGAGAGAAAUCGAUCUGGAUAGCAAGGCAAAUCUUCUUUAAAAAUGACCUCAUUCUCUUCUUUCUUGAAUUAUUUCAAGCUAUAGAAUCAAUUCCCACAAGAACUGUAUCCAAUUCUUCUUUCUCCUUUUAGAAAAUAAUUCAAAUGUCUUUACUUUAGCCAGGUUUUCCACAUUAAACUAGUUCGUGAUGUUUUUAAUUGUUUUUAAUCCAAUUUGGUUUUCUGAUAGAUUUUUAUUCUCUCUCUUGAAUACCAUCUAGGCACAAAGCCAGGAUUUAAUAUAUACAUAUACAUAUAUAUAUAUACAUAAAUAGUCUCAUAGUAUGUAGCAUUAUUAUUUUAACCCUCCCCUCCCCCAAAUAUCUGCUAGUCAAACUCACCUCUUCUCACAUAUUGACUUAAUAUUUUUAUUGGUCAAUAGAAAGUUUUUAAAAAAAGUUUCUGGAAAAAAAUGUUUGGGGCCUCUAACACUUUUUAUUAGGGAAACUAGGAAAUGGGGGAGUUAUAGAGGUAAAAGUCAAGUUCUCCAGGUGGUCCUCAACGUACGACCACAAUUGAGCCCAAAAUUUCUGUUGCUAAGCGAAACAUUUGUUAAGUGAAUUUUGACCCAUUUCACAACUUUUCUUGCCACCGUUGUUAAGUGAAUCUCUGCCGUUAUUAAAUUAGUAAUAUGGUUGUUCAGUGAAUCUGGCUUCCCCGUUGACUUUGCUUGGAAGAAGGUCUCAGAAUACGCUCACAUGACCUGGGACACUGAGACCGUCAUAAAUAUGAACCAGUUGCGAAGUACCUGAAUUUUGAUCAUGAGAUGCUGCAAUGGUUGUAAAUGUGAAAAAAUGGUUGUAAGUCACUUUUUUCAGUGCUGUUGUAACUUUGAACGGUCCCUAAAUGAACUGUUGCACGUCGAGGAGUUCCUGUACAAUGCAUUUUAUUUAUUUAUCAAGCCUGUUGAUAGACCUACAAGGAACUUGCAAACUAGGGCAGGUUUAUUCCUGCCAAUUACCUUAAAUGUAAAUGAGUUGCUAUGAAUCAGCCUUGGACAAUUCCAUGCAGGGCUUUUUUGGCAAUAUUUUGGAAGGGGCUUGCUUUACCUUCUUCCUAGGGCUGAGUAUGACUAGCUCCAUGUUAAGGUUGGACUAGUACUCAUUGUUCUUUUGACUUUAAUUCAACGCCAUUAACCACCAGACAAGACUGCCAAUUACUUUAGGGGUUUACUAUUUUUUUUAUCUUAGGGAAAAGAUUAUUUUUCACUUUUAAGUGAGCUGCUCCAAUAAUACUCUUGCCCCUGCCAGCCCAAAGAGUUGGCAGGGUCAGGAUAAAAGUUUAAUGCAUUUCACUCUACUACAUCUAAUUACCAUGAUAUACUGUGUAUAUUAUUACCACUAACAAUUUUUCUCCUUCCAUGAUAUUAAAAUGCUACCAAGCCUUGACUCUGCUUUUAGCCUUUUUAAAAAAUUUUACAUCAAAGUCAGCCACCUAAUGAUAAAACAUUAGCACUUUAAAUAAAGUGGCUUUAAAACGGUCAUUUCAUUUUGAAUCUUGGAAAUAUGUUCCAGGAGCAAGAUCAAUUAUAUAGUGAUUGCUCUGCUUUUGGUUAAUAUCAUGGGCUAAAUACAGAUAAUUAAUACCCUUAAACAAAUAAAUGUUGAAUAAAAGAUACAGAUGAACUCAGGGUUAGACUAUAUUUUGGAAUUCCACUUUCAUUUUUUCAUGAUGUUGAUUUCCACCUAAUAAAAAUUCUAUUUUUAUUUGAA